This is a messenger RNA of Onychostoma macrolepis, 1435 nucleotides long. Its product is annotated as zona pellucida sperm-binding protein 3-like. NCBI's taxonomy places the organism in Eukaryota, Metazoa, Chordata, Actinopteri, Cypriniformes, Cyprinidae. The transcript is spliced from 8 exons. Gene Ontology annotation, biological process: positive regulation of acrosome reaction; binding of sperm to zona pellucida; egg coat formation. The coding region runs from base 38 to 1360 and encodes 440 amino acids. Gene Ontology annotation, molecular function: acrosin binding. The record is from RefSeq and is a predicted model, not a curated record. Gene Ontology annotation, cellular component: extracellular matrix.
AACGCUAAUGCAUCAUUGAACUGAAAGCUUAGCAACAAUGGGGUUUUGGCAAGUUGGGUUUGGAUUGGUGUGUCUUCUGGUGCUGGGAUUUUCUGAAGCACAAUCGAGACCCAGAGGAAGAAGCAUCUUUAGGCCUACUGCACAAGUUCAGCAGACAGACUCCAGGAAGCCUCCAGUUCCCCAGAAAUAUGGCUCUGGCAACCCUGCAUCUGCACAAGGAUUUCCCACUCAGUUUCUUGUCCAAACGCCAGCUAGGAGUGACUCUGGAAAGCCUUCUCAAGAUCUCUUUGGUGUUCAGUCAAAAGUGCUGCUGGGUCCAGUGGCAAAACUGACAUGGCGCUUUCCAAGCCUACCAGAAGAACCACAGAAGCCAGAUAUUCCUUUUGAGUUGCGUCGUCCUGUCCCUGCCAACAGUGUAGCAGCUCAGUGUGGAGAAAAUUCAAUACAUGUGGAAGUUAUGGAAGACUUCUUUGGGACUGGAAAGCCACUGAGGUCAUCUGCUCUUACACUGGGAGGCUGUACUGCAACUGAAGACCCUUCUGCUCAAGUGUUUAUCUUUGAGUCUGAACUGCAUGGAUGUGGCAGUGUAGUAACGGUGACUGAAGAUGAGCUUGUCUAUACCUUCAAACUUCUCUACACCCCACAAGAGGUUUCAUAUGGUGUUCCUAUUGUUAGGAGCAGAAGUGCAGUGGUUGGUAUCGAGUGUCACUAUUCAAGAAAGCAUAAUGUGAGCAGCGAUUCCUUGGUGCCUGCUUGGAUCCCAUAUGCCGCUACUAAAAUUGCAGAGGAGGUCUUUGUCUUCUCCCUCCAACUCAUGACUGAUGACUGGAGAUUCGAGAGACCUUCUAAGCAAUACUUCCUGGGUGAUAUCAUAAAUCUUGAAGCAUCUGUGCAUUCGUACAGCCAUGUUCCCAUCCGUGUGUUUGUGGACAGCUGCAUAGCUACAACCGUCCCUGAUGUCACAUCUGUCCCUAGAUACUCCUUUAUUGAGAACAAUGGGUGCCUGGUUGAUGCCAAGCUCACAGGCUCCAGGUCUCACUUUAUGCCCCGAACCCAAGGUGAUAAGUUGCAGUUUCAGUUGGAGGCUUUCAGGUUCCUGCCACCAAACAGUGGACCGGUUUACAUCACAUGCAUGGUGAAGGUGGCUGUAGCAACUCCUACUCCAAGUCCUGAACAGAAAGCUUGUUCGUUCUCUGCCAAUGGUUGGGUGUCUGCAGAUGAUUCUGACCAGGUGUGUGGCUGUUGUGACAACACCUGUAGUAUCAGAAGAGGAAGUGAUCAGCUUCUCAAAGAUCUGCGGUGGGAUAGAACAUCUGUCGGGCCCAUCAAUGUUAAAGAAUAUGGCUACGUCCAAAAAUAAUUGAAAGUGCCAUGUGACUUCUGUUGACUUAAUAAAAAAAAAGGUAUUAAUUGGUUGUGAACUCCUUACUCACUU